AUGUCCAAGGCACACACACACUCACAAACACACACAUACAACUUAUCCUUCAUUUUAGACGAAUCAACAAUGUCAACGAUUAUAUUUCAAGAUAUCUCACAAGUACCGUCACCGUUGCAGAUCAAUGAUAGAUCCACACUCACUGGUAGAGAUCUGGCUAUUUUAGAAGCAUUCGAAAACGAACCAUGGAAUUCAGGGCCACCACCACUAGUGGAUCAGAAACUUAGUAGGCUCGAUAGAGAUCUACUUUUCCAAAUACUCAUGGUGGAAAACACUAGUAAGUCGAAAUUGAAUCAAGUGGAUGAUAUCAGGGCAAAAUUGGACCCAACUUUACAAAGGGUUGAUCGGCUAAAGACCACCCGGGAUAGGGUUGUCAUAAACCAAGUGGAUAUUGACAGUGAUGAACCAACAUCGGAAAAUGCAAGUACGAAUGCGCUUAACCAAUCCAGGGCAGUCUUCAGAUUAGUUUUACAAGAUAGGAAAGGCUCGCUUUUUUAUGCAAUAAAUUCGAGCCCAUUGUCUUGGCUACAAGUUUGCAUGUUAGGGUCAAAGGUAAUCAUAAAGAAGGGAUCAAUCUUCAACAGAGGUGUGUUUAUCCUACAAGAACCGAACGUGUUGUUUUUAGGUGGAAUAAAUAGAGCUUGGAAUGAGAAUAGAGAUGGAAAACUCUGUGAGUAUCUCGAAGCUAAACUGCAAAGAGAUGCUGAGGAUAUGAAACUUAAUGGCAGUAAGAAAAGAAAGAAUACGCGAUAA
Molecule: messenger RNA, 753 nt
Organism: Zygosaccharomyces rouxii
Lineage: Eukaryota; Fungi; Ascomycota; Saccharomycetes; Saccharomycetales; Saccharomycetaceae
Gene: RMI1
Product: Rmi1p
Exons: 1
Coding region: 1-753 (250 amino acids)
Source: RefSeq, a predicted model, not a curated record